CUUUCCUCGCGAGGGCGUGCCGCCGCCUUCCUCGCGAUGACGUGCCGCCGCCGCCUGCAUCUUUCUCCCUGCCUCCUCCUGAUCCGCGGCGCCGCCUCCCUCCCACCCACUUCCCCGCGGUGGUGCUGGCCGCGCGGGCGGAGGCAGCAACGCGGCGCUCUCCAAGCGGCCUCGGUGGCUAUCCGACGGCAGAGGAGGAGCGGACAUUGACGGGGUGGCACAGCAGGCCAUCGGCCGCUCCGAGGGCAUGCCGCGCUCCUUAGCCGCGUCCCACGAUGGGGCCAACUCCGGCAGGUGUAGAGUCUGGUCCUGCUCGCCCCUCUUUGGCUUCCAAGCAAAGAUGUGGUUUAUUUUUAGGUUAUGAGUAUGGAUAUUUUUCAACUGGAGUUGUUGAACCAGUAUAAAUUUCUGACAACUUCUCUCGCUGGUCGCUGCCAUCUACAAAAUCUCGAUACAGGUAUAGACAUUGGAGCUACAAGAGAAGAAGUAAAAGAAGAGAAAGGUGUACGCAUACUUCCUUGAUUUUUGUCAUGAACGAACACCUAUACUUUGCUCUGCCUUAUAAUUACAGUUUGUAGGCUUUGGAGUUCCUGUUUUUCAUCUAGGCGUGGAUGAGCUUCAGUGCUUCACAGCUCAGAGCUUACAUAUGAAAAUAAAUUUAUACUAUCUUUAGUUGUCUUCUCUGGAAAGUUCAGUGGUUUCAUGUUUUAUCAUGAUUGGUCUACUGUACUGUUUGAGAGCUACGGAAGAGUUUUCUUGCUGGUUCAACAGGUAACCACGUUGUUGAUCUAUUAGUAAUUCAGUUAGGCAUGCUACUUCAAAAGUUGGGGGCAUGUAUGUCUUCUAUGCAGUAUUUUCAUUUUUUGUACUGAAGUUGGAAAUGUGAUAAGCAAGCAAUAACUCCAGGAGAACGGAACAUUGACCAUUUACUGAUGUUUUUCCUUUAAGAUUAAUAAUAAUAAAUCUAUGAAUACCUGAUCAGUACAGAAUCCAAAGGCUACAUAAAUCUGCAGCGGAUUGAGGCAUGUAUGUUCCUAUAUUAAACGUUUACUUUGAGUACAGGAGAAAGGACAUAUUGUAAGUAUCAUCUGCUCCUGCUCUUGUAGUAAAUCUGGUAUACAAUAUACAUGCAUCCUCAUGAUAUGGAUUCUAGAAACAGAAGUUUUAUGUGCUUCCAAACUGGAUUAUGAUGCUUUAUGUGAAGUCAGCAUAGUUGAUGAAAAAGUCAGCAUAGUUUCUUGAUCAAUGCUUUAUGUGAAGUCAGCAUAGUUGAUGAAAAAGUCAGCAUAGUUUCCAGAUCAAUGCUUUCUGUGAAGUCAGCAUAGCUGAUGAAAAAGUUGUUUUCGUUUUAUAACUUGAUCAAUGCUCAGUACAUUUUUCCAACUUUUGCAGCAGAAGGUUUAAAUGCACUUUGAAGCUUAUGGGCCUAUUAAAAGGAACAUGAUCUAUGGUCCUUCUGUUAACAUGAAAAGUACAUAUUUUUUGUGGAGAAUGAGGAGUGCAUCUUUUAAGGGCUUAUGGUAUGGACUAUGUUUGAAUUUGUAAUGUUAUGGGUACCUAUGUGCUCAUUUCGUUAGGCUGGUUGCAGACUUGCAGUUCUUCUAAAAUCAAAGAAUCUUUAAUAUUAAAAAGAAACCGGAUGAAGAACUCAGAGGCGAUGGGGAAAGAACAUGAAGUUAUCUUUUAUAUAGUCCAUCCUGGAGGCAUGAGGAUCUGAUGAGACAGCCGAGGUUCCAUUUAAUGACGCUCCAAUUGUCUCCCUUUUCUUUUCUUGUUUUAAUCAUACAUUGUGUUUGCUGUGUGCCAUAUUAAGAGAUAGUGACCUACAAGUGCUUGGAGUGAUUAACUCGGGUUUGGACUUGUGAGGGCAUCGCCCUCCUGACUCAUAAAUCGCUCACCCACUUGCUGACUAAAAAAAUGUGUUAUCAUUCUCAUGUACACCUCAUCAGAAUUAUGGGUCAGAUUAGUAAUUUUUCUAAACUCCUAUAAAAAACGCACGAUUUGAUUGAAAAGCACUGCCACCGUUUGCAUGAAAAAACAGAAGAAAUUUCACUCCAAAUAGCUCCUAAAUGAAGACCAAAGCGGGGAAUAAUGGUGAAUGGAAGGAACAGCUUUAUUAUGCACAUUGGAGCACACACAGUGUUGAAUGAGGGACAAGGAGAUUCGACUUGAUACCUCUCCACCACUAUGGGUUUGUUGACAGAUGUCAUUGGCCAAGCAUUAGACGUUUUGGGCAUACAAGAGGUCCCAAAAGAAUUAUGCAUGCCAGAAUUUUGUAGCUUACAGAUUGAUUAUUUGAGUCCGUGCGUCAACCUCUCCCGCGCCGCCGCGAGACGCCCGGCUGCCGGCCGCGGCUUCGCUCACAGGAGAAGCGUGCUCGCAUUGCCGUCGGCGUCGGCGAGGAGUCGCGCUAUCGAGGGUGGCGUGUCGUGCUGCGGCAUGGCGAACGGGUACAUGGGCGGUCCCGUGCCGGCGCACGGCAAGAGUUCCGGGCCCGGGUCGGCAGCACCGGAGGCCGGGCUCGGGAUCCAGGAGUUCCUUGGGGGCAAGAACUUCCUCGUCACCGGCGGGACUGGCUUCCUCGCGAAAGUUCUUAUCGAGAAAAUCUUGAGGACGAAUCCUGAUGUUGGGAAGAUCUACGUGGUGAUCAAGGCCAAGGACAGCGAGGCGGCAUUGCAGAGACUGCGAAAUGAGGUAGUGGACACGGAGCUGUUCAGGUGCUUGCAGGAAAUCCACGGGAAGGACUACCACAGUUUCGUGGCGGCAAAGCUGGUGCCAGUGGUCGGCGACGUCAGGGAGGCCAACAUCGGCAUCGCCCCUGAGCUAGCCGACGAGAUCGCGGAACGAGUCGACAUCAUCGUCAACUCGGCAGCCAAUACCACUUUCGACGAGAGGUACGAUGUCGCGAUGGACAUCAACACCGUUGGGCCGUUCCGGAUAAUGAGCUUCGCGCACCGGUUCCGGAGGCUGAAGCUGUUCCUGCAAGUGUCGACAGCAUAUGUGAACGGGCAGACGCAAGGCGUGGUACUGGAGAAGCCAUUUCGGCUGGGGGACACCAUAAGGAAGGACUCCUCUGAUUCUUCAGAGCAGCACAAGAACCCCAUGCUGGACAUCGAGGCGGAGAUCAAGCUGGCCUUUGACUCGAGGAGGCACUCCGAUGACUCGGCUUCGUUCUCCCAGGAGAUGAAGGAUUUAGGCCUAGAAAGGGCAAAGCUCCAUGGGUGGCAAGACACGUACGUGUUCACCAAGGCCAUGGGGGAGAUGGUGAUCAACAGCAUGCGAGGGGAGAUACCGGUGGUGACCAUCAGACCCAGCGUGAUCGAGAGCACCUGGAGGGACCCCUUCCCGGGCUGGAUGGAAGGGAACAGGAUGAUGGACCCUGUCGUCCUGUACUACGGCAAAGGCCAGCUGAGCGGCUUCCUCGCCGACCCCUACGGCGUCCUCGACGUGGUUCCGGCGGACAUGGUGGUGAACGCGACGCUGGCGGCGAUGGCGAAGCACGGGCGGCCGUCGGAAGCGUCGGAAGGGACGACGAUGAAGCAGAAGCAGUGGGUGUACCACGUGGCGUCGUCGACGGUGAACCCGCUGGUGUUCGGUGACCUGAGCCGGCUCCUCUUCCAGCACUUCACGCGGUCGCCCUACAGCGACGCGGCGGGGCAGCCCAUCGCGGUGCCGCCCAUGCGCCUCUUCGACACCAUGGACCAGUUCGCCAGCUACGUCGAGACGGACGCCCUGGUCCGGAGCGCCGCCGCGCGGGCGGGACCCGCCGGGGAGCGGCUCUCGCAGCGGCUCCAGGAGCUCUGCGCCAAGUCCGUCGAGCAGACCAUCCACCUCGGCUGCAUCUACCAGCCCUACACCUUCUACCCCGGCAGGUUCGACAACGGGAACACGGAGGCGCUGAUGGCGGAGAUGACGGCGGAGGAGAAGGCGCGGUUCCACUUCGACGUGAGGAGCAUCGACUGGACGGACUACAUCACGAACGUCCACAUCCCGGGGCUCAGGAAGCACGUCAUGAAGGGGAGGGGGCUCGCCGCCGACGCAUCCACGGUUCUCGCGGCUUCCGUGUGAUCCGAUCAAAGCCGGCCCCGAACCCAACUACCAGAUGCGCUGCGGCGUGUACACUAGUCGUCCUACGUGCCUGCUGUAUCCUGACCGAUCGAUGUCACGCAUGAUUAAUUCCCUUCUGUUUUUUUUUAGACGAGUCUUCCUGCAACCGACGGUGUAUACAAACGAAACAGUUAACCGACACUUUUUACGUUUCAAAGGAAGUAGUACAGAAUUUGUUACAGUAUUAAACUGCUGCUACCCAGCUAUUUGUUCCACGUUACAUGAUUUCUCUUUUUUUUUUGACCAGUCACGUUAUAUGAUUCCUUGUUUAGGUA
This is a messenger RNA of Brachypodium distachyon (stiff brome), 4382 nucleotides long. RefSeq names its product fatty acyl-CoA reductase 2. The coding region runs from base 2188 to 4068 and encodes 626 amino acids. Gene Ontology annotation, molecular function: alcohol-forming very long-chain fatty acyl-CoA reductase (NADP+) activity. The record is from RefSeq and is a predicted model, not a curated record. Gene Ontology annotation, biological process: long-chain fatty-acyl-CoA metabolic process; suberin biosynthetic process. Gene Ontology annotation, cellular component: intracellular membrane-bounded organelle. Lineage: Eukaryota; Viridiplantae; Streptophyta; Magnoliopsida; Poales; Poaceae. The transcript is spliced from 12 exons.